Molecule: messenger RNA, 2083 nt
Organism: Salvelinus fontinalis (brook trout)
Lineage: Eukaryota; Metazoa; Chordata; Actinopteri; Salmoniformes; Salmonidae
Product: GTPase IMAP family member 7-like
Exons: 5
Coding region: 384-1535 (383 amino acids)
Molecular function (GO): GTP binding
Source: RefSeq, a predicted model, not a curated record
GUAAAACAGCAGUAGAGGGUGUGGUCACUAGUUUGAGGCACCGUUAAAGCUGACUGAAGAGUUGGAUCUGAGAUCAUUGUUUGUCUUCACCUCCAACUAACCAGAGUUACAUUCAGAACUGGAGCUGAUGAACUACAGAACAGCUUUUCUAAGAACAUCCAGGAAAAAGAGAAGGAAAACGGAGACGUCAGCGUUGUGUAAUAGUGAAACCCAAUCAAAUCGGAGGGCCUGUUGUCCGGACCUCUGGCAGUCUCUAUGGGGGUAUAAAAAAAGGUAUCUGCGAUAACCUACAGGACAGUAGAUCUCCAGGAAGAGGGUUGGACUGAAAACCUACAGGACAGUAGAUCUCCAGGAAGAGGGCUGGGCUGCCCUGGUCUACAGAUAUGGGACGAAGAAGAGGGACUCUGAAGAUUCUGUUCCUGUUGACACUCUGUCUGCAAGCCUUCACUGGCCAAUGCCAAGAUGCAGGCCAUCCCUCUGAACUGAGGAUUGUUCUGGUGGGGAAGACUGGAUCAGGGAAGAGUUCAACAGGAAACACCAUCCUGGGGAGAAAGGUGUUUAGAGAAGACCUCUCCCCUAAGUCUGUCACUGAUCACUGUGAGAAACAGAGUGGAGAGGUGGAUGGGAGGAAGAUUGAUGUCAUCGACACCCCAGGGCUCUAUGACACAACAAUGUCUAAAGAAGAGAUGAAAAGUGAAAUAGAAAAGGCCAUCUACAUGUCAGUUCCAGGACCCCACGCCUUCCUGCUGGUGAUCAGACUGGGGAGGUUCACAGAGGAGGAGAGGAACACUGUGAAGUGGAUCCAGGAGAACUUUGGAGAAGAAGCCUCAAAGUACACCCUCAUUCUGUUCACCGGUGGAGACCAGCUGGAGGACAAAUCAAUGGUGGACUUUCUAAGUGAGAGUGAGGAGCUUAUGAAACUCGUCAAGGUCUUUAAGGGAAGAAAUCAUGUCUUCAAUAAUAAAAAGAAGAAUGACAACACUCAGGUCCCAGAGCUGCUGAAGAAGAUAGAUGAGAUGGUGAUGAAGAAUGGAGGACAACACUACACCAAUGAGAUGUACCAGGAGGUCCAGAGGAAGAUCAAAGAAGAGGAGGAGAGGAAGAAACAGGAGGAGAAGGAGAGAGAGGAGGAGGCGAAGAAGAAACAGGAGGCGGAGAUCAGAAAAUGGGCAGAGAAGGCAAGAGAGGAGGAGAGGAAGAGACAGGAGGAGAAGCAGAAACAGGAGGAGGAGAUCAGAAAACGGUUAGAGAAGAUGAGAGAGGAGGAGAGGACGAGACAGGAGGUGGAGAAGAGAAAGGAGGAGAAGAAGAAACAUGAAGAGGAGAUCAGAAGACAGGUAGCGAAGGCGAGAGAGGAGGAGAGGACGAGACAUCAGAGGACGAGACAUCAGAGGACGAGGAAGUCGUCGUCGAAUGGCUUUUUGGGAUUGUUAGCAACUGUUUUCACAGCGGUGGUAGCAGGACCAUUAGCAAUUCCAGUUGGAGCUGCUGUACUUGCAAAUGAAGUAGCUGAACAUUUAGACGAUUCUGAUUAAAUGAGAAAGAGGAGGCAGUGUGAAGUACCACUCUCUUCCUCAUCUUAAUGUCAAGUAGUAGCAGAAGAUUAAUACUGUACAAUGACAACCAUCAGGGAUUGUUCAACACUUUCUAAUAUGGUCAGUUAUUUACCAUGUUUAUCAUUCAAAGGCUCAGGGAUAGUAACAUACUGUAGGAUGACAUUUAUAAUUCAACAAAAACAAAGACAGAAAUAUCUAAAAUCAUGUUUCAUUAACUCAGAGAUAGAUAAUAAGUUAGAAUGGGUAAAGACAUUCUAGGUUUCUGGAUAUCUACAGUAUUGCUGUAUCUACCCUUCUUCCCUGGUCUGUGUUCUCCCUCUGUCCUCCCUCUACCCCCCCUCCCUGGUCUGUGUUCUCCCUCUAGCCUCCCUCCCUGGUCUGUGUUCUCCCUCUACCCUCCCUCCCUGGUCUGUGUACUCCCUCUACCCUCCCUCUUCUCUUCCUCACUGGUCUGUGUUCUCCCUACCCUCCCUCUCUGGUCUGUGUUCUCCCUCUGUCCUCCCCCCUGGUCUGUGUUCUCCCUCUGU